UGGGAAUCUAAAAUGAUAUGGGCCCAGUAGAAAACAGCCCUAAUUUAAAACCGAUUUAAAUUUAUUCCCACGAACACUUGCUACUGAACACUGAAGAACUCGGACGUUUUCUGUGAUAUUACGAGAGACUUCGAAGAAGACGCUAGAUCGAGGGAAAAAAAUCAUAAAAACUUUCAAGGCUAUUGGAUUUCUUGCUUCUAAUGGCUGUUGAAAAACUUUUCAAAGAUGAAGCUACUGAAGAAAAGGGUGAACGGGCCCGGAUGGCAUCCUUUGUUGGGGCCAUGGCAAUUGCUGAUUUGGUAAAAACAACUUUAGGACCUAAAGGAAUGGAUAAGAUAUUACAAUCCACUGGUAGAGGACACAGUGUCACUGUGACUAAUGAUGGUGCCACUAUCUUAAAGUCUCUCCAUAUUGACAACCCUGCUGCCAAAGUCCUUAUUGACAUCUCAAAAGUUCAAGAUGAUGAAGUGGGUGAUGGGACUACUUCAGUGGUAGUCUUGGCUGGUGAACUUUUGAGGGAGGCUGAAAAGUUAGUAGCAUCAAAAAUCCAUCCAAUGACAAUCAUUUCAGGUUUCCGGAUGGCUGCUGACUGUGCACGUAAUGCAUUGCUGGCCAGAGUUAUGGAUAAUAAAAAGGAUGCAGAGAAAUUUAGAUCCGACCUAAUGAGGAUUGCAAAGACCACUUUGAGUUCAAAGAUACUCUCACAGGACAAAGAACAUUUUGCAAAAUUGGCUGUUGAUGCUGUUAUGAGGCUAAAAGGAAGCACAAAUUUGGAAUCCAUCCAAAUCAUCAAGAAAGCCGGAGGGUCACUAAAAGAUUCGUUUUUAGAUGAAGGAUUUAUUCUAGACAAAAAGAUUGGACUAGGUCAACCAAAACGUAUAGAAAAUGCAAAAAUCUUGGUUGCAAAUACAGCAAUGGACACAGAUAAAGUAAAAAUCUACGGGGCACGUGUCCGAGUCGACUCGAUGGCAAAAGUUGCUCAAAUCGAAGGAGCUGAAAAGGAGAAAAUGAGAGAAAAAGUACAAAAAAUAAUCGGUCAUGGAAUCAACUGUUUUGUUAACAGACAAUUAAUCUACAAUUUUCCCGAAGAAUUAUUUGCAGAUUCUGGCAUUCUCGCAAUUGAACAUGCUGAUUUUGAAGGAAUCGAACGUCUCGCUUUAGUGACAGGUGGCGAAAUUGCAUCCACUUUUGAUAAUCCGGAAUCUGUUAAACUCGGACACUGUAAACUUAUUGAAGAAAUUAUGAUCGGUGAAGAUAAAUUAAUCCACUUUUCCGGUGUCCAAAUGGGUCAAGCCUGUACCAUUGUUUUGAGAGGAGCAAGUUUUCAUGUACUUGAUGAAGCUGAAAGAUCGUUGCAUGAUGCUUUAUGUGUACUGUCUCAGACUGUGAAUGAUAGCAGGGUUCUUUUGGGUGGUGGGUGGCCGGAAAUGGUGAUGGCCAAGGCGGUUGAUGAGCUGGCAAGAAAGACACCUGGCAAAAAAUCUCAUGCGAUAGAAGCUUUUUCACGUGCACUUCUUGCGAUUCCAACAACUAUUGCUGAUAAUGCUGGUUUAGAUAGUGCUGAGUUGAUUGCUAGGCUUCGUGCUGAGCAUCAUAAACAGGAGAGUAAUGCUGGGAUUGAUGUGAUAACGGGCUCUGUUGGAGAUAUGGCGGAGUUGGGGAUAUCGGAGGCAUUUAAGGUGAAGCAGGGUGUGUUGUUGUCUGCAACAGAAGCUGCUGAAAUGAUUCUGAGAGUUGAUGAAAUCAUCACUUGUGCACCAAGGAGGAGAGAAGAUAGAAUGUAAAAAUGUAGUUUAUGUGUUUUUAGUUGAUUAAUAAUGAACUUGAUGUGGACAUGAUUUGGUGGAUUUAGUGGACUUAAUAUGUUUUGGUUGUUUUUUGUAUGUGAGAUCACGUCUUAUUUGUUGUAAGACCAAAAAAAAGGGAACCAUAGGCAUAAAUAUUUUAGGAUAAUAACAUAAAAACCCUUUAGUUUUCAA
Lactuca sativa (garden lettuce) is the source of this 1979-nucleotide messenger RNA. Its product is annotated as T-complex protein 1 subunit beta. Gene Ontology annotation, molecular function: ATP hydrolysis activity; ATP-dependent protein folding chaperone; ATP binding. NCBI's taxonomy places the organism in Eukaryota, Viridiplantae, Streptophyta, Magnoliopsida, Asterales, Asteraceae. The record is from RefSeq and is a predicted model, not a curated record. Gene Ontology annotation, biological process: protein folding. Gene Ontology annotation, cellular component: chaperonin-containing T-complex; cytosol.